Ilex paraguariensis (yerba mate) is the source of this 627-nucleotide messenger RNA. The record is from the annotation of a GenBank genome assembly. Lineage: Eukaryota; Viridiplantae; Streptophyta; Magnoliopsida; Aquifoliales; Aquifoliaceae.
AUGUCCCUGAACAUGAAAACCCUGACCCAAGCCCUAGCCAAGACAGCAGCAGUAAUCGAGAAAACCGUAACCACCACCGUACAAGAAGUCACCGGACCCAAACCCUUACAAGACUACGACCUCCUAACCCAGAUCGGCUCCGCCGGGCCCGGACUAUGUUGGAAGCUCUACUCUGGCAGGUCACGUGACCGUUACGUGACAUCCCAGCAGUACCCCACUGUCUGCGUCUGGGUCCUCGACAAACGGGCUCUAUCCGAAGCUCGCAAUCGGGCUGGGCUGUCCAAAUCGGUUGAGGAAUCGUUCUUGGAGAUAGUUCGGGCCGAUGCUGCUCGUCUGGUGAGGCUGAGGCACCCGGGGGUGGUGCACGUGGUGCAGGCUUUGGAUGAGAACAAGAAUGCCAUGGCAAUGGUCACCGAGCCUUUGUUUGCUUCCAUGGCGAAUGUGUUGGGGAAUGUGGAAAAUAUUGAAAAGGUGCCAAAGGAGCUCAGAGGGAUGGAAAUGGGAUUGUUGGAGAUGAAGCAUGGGUUACUCCAGAUUGCUGAAUCCUUGGAUUUCCUCCACAACAAUGCACGCCUCAUCCAUCGGUCUAUAUCUCCUGAGACAGGGACAGAGCUACCCUUUGGCUAA